UGGCAGUGUUCGCUCCAGGCGUCCGUACGUAGCCGCUAUCCCACAAAGAUGGCUGGUGUUCGAGCAUUGGGUGUACUCUCCAGACUUAUAACGAGGAGAUACCACUUCCCCUCAGGUCCCUGCCUCCGCAAUUUCACAGUGGCCUCUUCUGUGAUGGCUCGAACACAUGUCAACUAUGAGAUCAAGGGGGAUGUUGCGGUGGUUCGUAUCAACGACCCUAAUUCUAAGGUGAACACACUUUCAGAGAAGAUGCAGGCAGAGAUGACUGAUGUGAUGGACGAGAUCUGGGGCAAUGAUACAGUGAAGAGUGCUGUACUCAUCUCCUCCAAACCUGGCUGUUUCAUCGCAGGAGCAGACAUCAACAUGAUCCAGGCUUGCAAGAGUGCAGAGGAGGUCACCAGUCUCUCUCAGGAAGGCCAGAAGAUGUUUGAGAAAGUGGAGAAGUCACCCAUCCCUAUUGUGGCUGCCAUCAACGGCUCAUGCUUGGGAGGGGGGCUUGAGCUAGCCAUCGCUUGCCAGUACAGGAUUGCCACCAAGAGCAAGAAGACUGUGCUUGGCACCCCAGAGGUCAUGCUGGGGCUGCUGCCAGGGGCUGGAGGAACCCAGAGGCUCCCCAAAAUGGUUGGUCUACCCAGUGCCUUUGACAUGAUGCUGACUGGAAGGAACAUCCGUGCUGAUAAAGCUAAGAAGAUGGGGCUUGUGCACCACCUGGUUGAUACACUAGGACCUGGACUGAAGAGCCCAGAGGAGAGGACCAUUGAGUACCUGGAGGAGGUGGCAGUGGAUGUAGCCAGAGGCAUCGCCAGCAAUUCGGUCCCUCUCACAAAGGAAAAGAACCUGAUGCAGAAAAUUCAGGACUAUGUCAUGAGCUAUGAGAUUGUGCGAAAGCAGAUCUACAACACAGUUAAAGGCAAGGUCAUGAAACAGACCAAAGGCUUGUACCCAGCACCACUGAAAAUCAUAGAGUCUGUAAAAGCAGGAGUUGAGCAGGGACCAGAUGCAGGAUACUUGGCUGAAUCUCAGAAUUUUGGCAAACUGGCAAUGACCUCUGAAUCAGGGGCUCUUAUUGGGCUUUACCAUGGUCAAGUAGCCUGCAAGAAGAAUCGCUUUGGAGUUCCAGAGAAAGAAGUGAAAACCCUGGCUAUUCUUGGAGCCGGUCUGAUGGGGGCAGGUGUUGCCCAGGUGUCAGUGGAUAAGGGGAUUCACACCAUCCUGAAGGACACCACACCAGAGGGUUUGAACCGGGGCCAACAACAGGUCUACAAAGGACUCAAUGACAAAACUAGAAGGAAGAACAUCACAUCUUUUGAACGAGACAGCACUCUGUGUAACCUGACUGGCCGGCUGGAUUACACUGGCUUUGAGCACGCUGAUAUGGUCAUAGAAGCAGUGUUUGAGGACAUCAACAUUAAACACAAAGUGCUGAAGGAGGUGGAGGCUGUUAUUCCCCCUCACUGUAUAUUCGCUUCCAACACAUCAGCGCUUCCCAUCAAAGACAUUGCUGCUGCUAGCAAACGGCCUGAAAAGGUGAUCGGCAUGCACUACUUCUCUCCGGUGGAUAAGAUGCAGCUGCUGGAGAUUAUCACCACAGACAAGACCUCACAUGACACCACCGCCUCCGCUGUUGCUGUCGGCCUCAAACAGGGCAAAGUCAUUAUCGUUGUCGGGGACGGUCCAGGCUUCUACACAACACGAUGCUUGGGGCCCAUGCUAGCAGAAGCAGUGAGAGUAUUGCAGGAAGGAGUGGACCCUAAGAAGCUGGAUGAUCUGACUAAAGGUUUUGGAUUUCCUGUGGGUACUGCCACCCUUGCUGAUGAGGUUGGCAUCGACGUGGCAGCCCAUGUGGCAGAAGACUUGGGCAAAGCGUUCGGCUCACGGUUUGGUGGUGGCAAUGUUGAGGUGCUGAAGACCAUGGUGGAGAAAGGAUUAAAGGGUCGUAAGUCUGGAAAGGGAUGCUAUGUUUACCAGCCAGGAAUUAAGAGUAAAGAUGUGAACCCCGAUGCCCUGGAGAUCCUGGAAAAAUUCAGACUGACCCCGAACCCAGCAGUGUUUUCGGACUCGGACGUCCAGUACCGGCUGGUGUCGCGCUUCGUGAACGAGGCUGUGCUGUGCCUGCAAGAGGGCAUCCUGGCCAACCCAGUGGAGGGAGACAUCGGAGCAGUGUUUGGUCUUGGAUUUCCACCCUGCCUCGGAGGUCCCUUCCGGUUUGUAGACAGCUUUGGGGCAGGCGCUCUGGUGGACAAGAUGAGGCGGUACGAGGAGGUUUAUGGACACCAGUUUACACCCUGUCAGCUGCUGCUGGACCAUGCCAAGGACCCCAGCAAGAAGUUCCACAAGUGACCUGGACCGCACUGUGCCACACCCAUCACUCCUGCUGUUGUUGCCGCUGGACUCGAGAUUCUUGGAGGCUCAACUGGUACACAAAGACAACCACUCUCUCUCUCUCCCUGAUGAGCUAGGCAUGCAGGAGGAUGUUUGCCCAGGGAUCUGGCUUUACUCAAGACAGGACACAUCUCUUAUUAUCAAGAGACUGGCUCCAACUUUGCAAUUUGAGUUGCCUUUAGCAGUACAGAUAUUCAGGUAGCCUUUGGCUGAUGAAAUGGCCUUUUAACAAAAUAUAGUUUUUUUUAUUUAAUUUUUUGUAAUGUUGUAUUUUCUACUACAUACGGCACAGGGUUUUUUUGGAACAGCAGUUUACAGACACUACAAUGAUGGAAGGACUUUUAAGGCCAUUCAAUAUCUGUGUAGACAGCAAAAAGAUAAAAAUAUCUCUACAGUAUAUACACUUGUGAGUAAGUGUAUACACAUAGUUAAUAUAUGUAAUUAGCCAUUAAAUAUUGUUUCUGAGAAGAAAAUGAUUUAGCACCUAAGUAAAAAAAAUUCAGUGCCUAAGUAUGGACUUCGGCCUGUUUUCAUGCACUUGGCCUUUUGUGAUUAAACUGAUGUGAAAACAGUAAAAA
Messenger RNA from Sardina pilchardus (European sardine), 2960 nucleotides. It is a transcript of the gene hadhab, whose product is annotated as hydroxyacyl-CoA dehydrogenase trifunctional multienzyme complex subunit alpha b. The coding region runs from base 49 to 2340 and encodes 763 amino acids. The record is from RefSeq and is a predicted model, not a curated record. Gene Ontology annotation, biological process: fatty acid beta-oxidation. Gene Ontology annotation, molecular function: enoyl-CoA hydratase activity; NAD+ binding; (3S)-3-hydroxyacyl-CoA dehydrogenase (NAD+) activity. The transcript has 20 exons. NCBI's taxonomy places the organism in Eukaryota, Metazoa, Chordata, Actinopteri, Clupeiformes, Clupeidae. Gene Ontology annotation, cellular component: mitochondrial fatty acid beta-oxidation multienzyme complex; mitochondrion.